AUGACCUCUCCGACAAUUGUAUUCAUCUCGGGCGCGAACCAGGGUCUCGGCUACGAAACAGCCAAGAACCUACUCUUGUCCGACAACUACCACAUCAUCAUCAGCAGCCGAACCCUAACCAAGGUCAACCAAGCCGCCGACAAACUUCUAGCCCUCCCCGGAAACAAGGGCACGGUGUCGACGAUCGAGCUGGACGUGGCCGACGACAAAUCCGUGGACGCGGCAAAGGCGCACAUCGAGUCGAAAUACGACCGCAUCGACGUCCUCGUCAACAAUGCCGGCGUCUACUUCCUGAACCGCGAGCCCGUGCGGGACACCCUGCGCGACUCGCUGGCUACAAACGUGGUCGGUGCCGCGAGCUUGACAGAAGCCCUGUUGCCGAUGCUCAGGAAGUCCAAGGACCCCCGUCUGGUGUUCGUCGGCUCCUCUAUGGGAUCUUUGGAGCAUAACCUGGACCCGAACUCGCCGCACGGUGGCACCUAUGCUUCGGAGUAUCGGAUCACCAAGACGGCCCUCAAUAUGAUGAUGGUCCAGUAUCACAUGAAGCUUGCCGAUAUCAAGGUUCUAGGGGCGGAUCCGGGGUUCUGCGCGACGGAAAUCGGUAACGACUCGGAGGCCUUUAGGAAGAUGGGCGCUAUGGAGCCUCAUGAGGGAGCGGAGUAUAUCGCGGCGGUUGCGAGGGGCGACAAGGAUGAUCAGCGUGGUAGAGUUCAUGGCCCGAAGGGUGUUGUUGUGUGGUAG
This is a messenger RNA of Aspergillus melleus, 741 nucleotides long. RefSeq lists its product as uncharacterized. The record is from RefSeq and is a predicted model, not a curated record. The transcript is spliced from 2 exons. The coding region runs from base 1 to 741 and encodes 246 amino acids. NCBI's taxonomy places the organism in Eukaryota, Fungi, Ascomycota, Eurotiomycetes, Eurotiales, Aspergillaceae.